This is a messenger RNA of Spodoptera exigua (beet armyworm), 816 nucleotides long. NCBI's taxonomy places the organism in Eukaryota, Metazoa, Arthropoda, Insecta, Lepidoptera, Noctuidae. The record is from the annotation of a GenBank genome assembly.
AUGCAAAGGCAGAGCAGGGCUCCGCGACGCGAUGCAACACAAAACAAUAGGGUCGUAUUCGAGCGGCUGUGGAGGGGCACGUUCCAAGCUGUACUGGCGGGGCCGGCGCGGCGCGCGCGGGCCUCCUCGCACGAGCCCACCUCAGACGUGGCGCUCCCGAGCCUGGUCCCGCGGCCCGCGCCUCCCGACGCGCUCGCGCCCGCGCUGCGCACCAUCCUCGAGGGGCUCCGCAACUCGUGCUGCUGCCGCUGUAACUGUAACGCGACAGAUCGCAACUUUAACGACAAUUUGCAGGUCUGUCUCUCCAACGAUGAGGAGAGGAAGUCCAUGCGAUCCGUCAUAAGCGUUCGCGAGACGCACGCAGUGGCCGAAGCUCAGCAGGAGAAGAACGCUCGGUUGCGUGACGCGUUUGGUAUCUCGCCGCGGUUCGUGGAGGGCUCCAGCUUGGACCCCGAGCGGCGCGCGCGGGAACACGCACAGCGCUACCCACUCGUGCGCACGCCCAGCCACGAGCGCGACGAGAGAGACCCUCAUCCACCCAAGAGGAAGAAAAAGAGAAGUACAUCACCAGAUGCGAAGAAACUGAAGAAGAAAAAGUCAAAGAAAAAUAAAAAGGAGAAACAAGAAGCAAGCAAGAAAAAGAAGAAGCGAUCCAAGUCGCCGCCCGAGUCGGACAGCUCGAGCAGCUCGGAGGGGGGACCGGACAGCGACACCGCCUCCUCGGACGAUGAACGACACAAAAAGAAAAAGAAGAGUAUGUUUUACAUCGGUAGUGUCCGAGCUGGUCGUACUCGCGAGAAUGUUCCGUUCCACUAG